Molecule: messenger RNA, 5554 nt
Organism: Physeter macrocephalus (sperm whale)
Lineage: Eukaryota; Metazoa; Chordata; Mammalia; Artiodactyla; Physeteridae
Gene: KCNAB1
Product: potassium voltage-gated channel subfamily A regulatory beta subunit 1
Exons: 14
Coding region: 1-1227 (408 amino acids)
Biological process (GO): transmembrane transport; negative regulation of delayed rectifier potassium channel activity; potassium ion transport
Cellular component (GO): juxtaparanode region of axon; membrane; cytoplasm
Molecular function (GO): voltage-gated potassium channel activity; transmembrane transporter binding; potassium channel regulator activity
Source: RefSeq, a predicted model, not a curated record
AUGCAUCUGUAUAAACCUGCUUGUGCAGACAUCCCCAGCCCCAAGCUGGGUCUGCCCAAAUCCAGCGAAGCGGCUCUGAAAUGUAGACGGCACCUAGCAGUAACAAAGCCUCCGCCUCAGGCAGCCUGUUGGCCUGUUAGGCCCAGUGGAGCAGCGGAACGGAAAUAUCUGGAGAAGUUUUUACGUGUCCAUGGAAUUUCGUUGCAGGAAACCACCAGGGCAGAGACGGGCAUGGCUUACAGGAAUCUUGGAAAAUCAGGACUCAGAGUUUCUUGCUUGGGUCUUGGAACAUGGGUGACAUUUGGAGGUCAAAUUUCAGAUGAGGUUGCUGAACGGCUGAUGACAAUUGCCUACGAGAGUGGAGUGAAUCUCUUUGAUACAGCUGAGGUCUACGCCGCUGGAAAGGCUGAAGUGAUUCUGGGGAGCAUUAUCAAGAAGAAAGGCUGGAGGAGGUCCAGCCUGGUCAUAACAACCAAACUCUACUGGGGUGGAAAAGCUGAGACGGAAAGAGGGUUGUCAAGAAAACAUAUUAUUGAAGGACUGAAGGGCUCCCUCCAGAGGCUGCAGCUCGAGUAUGUGGACGUAGUCUUCGCAAAUCGACCAGACAGUAACACCCCCAUGGAAGAAAUCGUUCGAGCCAUGACACAUGUAAUAAACCAAGGAAUGGCAAUGUACUGGGGAACCUCCCGCUGGAGUGCCAUGGAGAUCAUGGAAGCCUACUCUGUAGCAAGACAAUUCAACAUGAUCCCACCAGUCUGUGAACAAGCUGAGUACCAUCUUUUCCAGAGAGAGAAAGUGGAGGUUCAGCUACCAGAGCUCUACCAUAAAAUAGGCGUCGGAGCGAUGACGUGGUCUCCACUGGCCUGUGGCAUCAUCUCAGGAAAAUAUGGAAAUGGAGUGCCUGAAAGUUCCAGGGCUUCACUGAAGUGCUACCAGUGGUUGAAGGAAAGGAUUGUGAGUGAAGAAGGGAGAAAACAGCAAAACAAGCUGAAAGACCUUUCCCCGAUUGCGGAGCGUCUGGGAUGCACGCUACCUCAGCUAGCCGUGGCGUGGUGCCUGAGAAACGAGGGUGUGAGUUCCGUGCUCCUGGGAUCAUCCACUCCUGAACAACUCAUUGAAAACCUCGGUGCCAUUCAGGUUCUCCCAAAGAUGACAUCACACGUGGUAAAUGAGAUCGAUAACAUAUUGCGCAACAAGCCCUACAGCAAAAAGGACUAUAGAUCAUAAGGCAGUGCAUGAGCCGCAGGAGCUGCAUGGGUAAAGCAGCAGUCUAUACAGGUACAGAACGGUGUUACUAGCCAGUGUUCUGAAUCACUUAGCAGCCCACUGCUCAACCUCUAGUGUCCCCGGAUUCUGAGGUGUCUGCUGUCGCUACCACUGUGCACCUGAAUUAUGAACACAUCUGAAAACUCACAACCAGGAAAAUCCAUUCUAUUUUCUUAUCUGGGACUGCAGUCACCUAUUCUUACAUUGCUCUGUACAUCUCAUGUUUAUGCAAAGGAAAGCAUGUGGUGGGGGAAAGACAUAUUACCUUCAGGCAUUUAGUAACUUAAAGAAGGUUGUACAGAUAUAUUUUUUCAAAUGAACAACAUCCACAGAUGCAAUGUGGAUUGCAUCAGAAAGAGUAGGCUCUGUUCACUCAGAAGUCUUGCUUGAAAAAUCAGCUGAAACAAUUUUACAUUUUUUUUUCUAUUUUCACAUUCAUGUUAGCAAGAGUUGUUUUCACUUGUCAUUCAACAGAAGUGAAAUGCCUAGGUAUUUGCUUUCGUUACCUUUUAAAUAUUUAGUGUUGCUUGGCCUAAAAAAUGGCCCUGUAUAGCAAUUCCUCCAAGGUGGCCUAUUAGGAUUCUAAUAAUGUUAUGUCCAUUUACAUGGAGAGAUGGUAAAAGGAUGAAGACCCUAGUCUUUAACCAGAGACAGUCUGGUUAAUUUAUGAAAGGGAGAAUUACACUACUAUGGAAGCCUAGCUUUGAAUAAAAUGUAUCUGCAAUGAAGUGUUCAUUUUUACCUACAUUUUCCUAAAACCUGCUUUAUACUUUUGACUGCUUGUAGGCACAGCUUCUGCAAGUUUAAAUAUUUGAGCUUUAAAAAUAAAUAUACACAUGCUCAGUUUUGUAAGUAAAUCUGUAAAAUACCCAGAAAGGCAAAUGUUUGCUGUUUAAUUACCACUGGGAUUUUACAUGCUUGGUGUUUUUGAGAAGUUAUUAACAUGAAAGUGAAUCAUGGGCUUCGAGAAAAAUGCUGUCACUACUCAGCAUAUGCUGGGUGAAGUAACUUGCCCAAAGAAAAGUAAAUGUUAAAGAACUUCCUAAUUCCAUAAUCACACUAUGUGCAUUAAACUAUAUGCAUGAAAGUUCUUUGCAUGGAUUAAUGGGGCCUAGCCUUGUGGCACUCCGAAGCUGAGGUAUAUCCCGCCCUGCCACUACUGGCUACCUACUCUCAUGAAUAUAUCACUUGAGAAAAACUGACGGUAUACUGUGUGUACCUGUAAGGAGGGAGAAAACUUUUUUCCCCACUUUUAAGGUGUAUGUAGAGGGGGGAGGGUCCUCUAUCUCUAUUAGGACACCUGAGCAUGUACAAAAUUCUAAUUUAAUUUUCUGGCCAACAGGACCCCAUGUAGAAACCACUGAGACUUACAGAAGAAAUGUACUAUCAGCUUAAAAUGCUAUUUUCUGCCAUCAUUUCCAGAUAUGUAUUUCAUGAUUAAGUUCUCAAUCUUAAAAUGUUAGUGUGAAGUACCAACAAAUUUUCUUUUUGAUUACUAUUACCUGUAUUCUAAUAGGGAAACAGUGCGUUUUUUAUCCAAGAGUAUCAGAUUAAUGAUGGAAAUGGAUCAUUUUUCAGUUGUUCAUUGUGCAUUCAAUCAAUCCAGUGACCUACUGUAUGCAUAAAUGAGCUGAAGUUGUCUAAUUGGAACUGCAGUUUAUUUGCUUAGAGUAAUAAAAGCAUUUGUGCAUUUAAUCUCACAAUUAGUUUUUAUCUGAUCUAUCAUUAUAAGGCUAUACAUAUCAUUAUAGGAGAUACAUAUAUAUAUACACACACACACACCCAUCUUCAUAAAACAGGCAGUAAGGAUCACUUAAAUAAAAAUAAUGUUGGCAGGUAAGCUGCACUGAGUGAUACCUAACAGAAACAGCUUUACCAAAAGAUUUAAAUUGCAACCCAAACUUUUUUUCUCUUGUUAAUGGAGAAAAUGAUUAGCUACUGAAGAUAUUUCUCCUUGGGUUUUAGAAAUGUUCUGUACUAAGGUUAAAGCUUCUCAAACUCAUUUAAAAGAACCUGCAAAUUAAAAUCAAAUACCAACAUUGCUUGGCCGUGGGAACAUCUAGUUUUAUAUACAAAUCAUCUGCCAUGGUAAAUAUACUAGAUAAAUACAUUUCACAGUUCUAUCCUUAAGAAAAAUUUCCAUGCACUCUCAUUUUCUUUUCUUUUCUGGAAAGAUUUCCUUGGCAGAGAACAUACCAUUCCAAAGGGUAACCUGGGUGGCAGCCAGCCACAUACUGAAACCUCAGCCAAGGGAAAUGAAAACUAGAAGCCCUGUGCCUGGCUUCCCACUUUAAGAACUGCCACUUCAUCUUCAUCCGUAGUGUGCACCAAGGGUCACCGGAUAGAUGUCAGGGCUUCAAGGGGCCUUCGCCAUCUUUGAGACCACCCCACUCCCUGCAAAUGAGGAACCCAGGCCUGAAGAGAUUAAAGGACUCGCCCAAACUCAUACUGCAAGUUGAUGGCAGAACCAGGCCUAGAACCCAAGUAUUUUGUGUUCCAGUCCAGUGCUCUUUUAGGGAUGAUUUUUUUAGCUUUAAAGCGUUAUGAAAAAGUAAGUUUGUGUGAUUUUUUAAGUUAAAAAAACUUGGAUAUGAAUCCAAAUUCAGGAUCAGUUAAGAAGAAGGAAAGGUCAAAGAAAUGCAAUGAAAACUCAUGAAGGCCAAUGAGAAGUUCAUCUCUAACCACCUCCAUGAAAAUCAAACCAACAACCCAAAAGACCCUCCUAAUCUUCGAUGAAUCCCCCUACUUGGGAGUCCAAGGAGGUAGGAGAUAACCCCUUACAAGCAUUUGAUCAGUAACUACAAAAAUGUGCAUUUAUAUGCGUGGGAAAUUAAAAUGGUUAACGUGAAAUAAUGUAAUAAAGAUAUACUAAAUCACACGGUUCUUAUAAAGAAGUCUAGGGAAAAUAUAAAUUUUACAAAGCUAAACUUAAUGAUACUCAAUAAGCAAGACCUUUUGGGACUUCUCUGGCGGUCCAGCCGUUAGGACUCUGUGCUUUCACUGCUGAGGGUGCGGUUUCAAUCCCUGGUCAGGGAACUAAGAUCCCACAAGCCAUGCGGUGUGACCAAAAAAAGAAAAAAGCAAGACCUUUCAUAAGAAUUUUGGGUAUAAAUCCAACCUCCACAUUUGUUAACUUCAAACUUGCUUCAAAUUAUUCUAUCCAAGUUAGAAUAAUAUACCAUAUAGGUCAACCAGUAGAUUUUACUGGCUAAGAAUAAUUUCAACCCAAGUAUUAAGUUAUAAAUGAACUUCUAACUUAUCACAAGGGGUGUAAAAACAGGAAUUAAAUCAUUUUGAAUCCCAAUUACAGCAAAACCCCUUUUAUUUUACUGGUGUUGGAUAAAAGGUGUUUUUAAGAUAAAAAUUCUCCAGCAGGCUUUUACUAACUAAGCCAGAUCCAGCAUAUCAUAAUUCUACACGCUACACAGUCUUUCUAGGUGACACGGAGAGUGCUGGGGAAAAGGUUCCACAGCUCCUAAGAGUAAAGCACUGGUACAGUAAAUCCUUAGUGAAAACUGCAGAACCAUCAGAAUAUGUCUUCUAAACUUAUACGCUGGAAUUUAUCUCACAGUAUAGAAAGUUAGAAACUAUUAUCAGGAUUAAAAACAAAAAGUGCCAUAGGAAAAUUUCAGGACCAAAACCAAAUUUUGCUUCCUCACUUUUCUACAAAUUAUUCAGCUUAUUAACUCAAGAGGCACUCUAUUAAGAACGUCACACUGAUGCCCCUAUUUUGCCACCCCAUCUCAGGUAUACUGUAUUGUAAGAAUUUUUUUCCCAUUUAUACAGGCACUGCCAUCUAGUGGCAAUUUUUUACCUGCAAGUUAAAAAUUACAGGUAAAAAAUUACUUGACCCAGCUCUGGUAACAAACAGUAGACACUGAUGGUUUGUCAAAUAGUCAUUUUGUCAAAUAAGCAAGCGCAAUUAGUACAAACGCCACGCCACCAAACUACUGACCAGUUAUUAAUCAACAGAAAAAAAAAGUUAAAACAUAAUAAAAAUAAACUUCUUAUGUGCUACACUAACUACUGUGCAGGGUCUUUCUUCUGACUUCCCCAUUAACCCCAUAUUACCCAGUGGUGGCACAUGGAUAACAAUGUACCAGAGAAAAGUAAAGAACUGCAGACUCUAAAAGCAAUGAUGAAAUCUAAUCCUCAGUUGAAGAUAAUGAUGAUCUGGGUCACUAGGCAAAUGUACUCCUGGCCUGUCUUCCUUCCAGGUUCUUAGAUGUGACUUCCCAAAACAUCCAACAGCAUGGAAUUGGAAGAUGGAAUCCUGGUGAAUAUCUUU